This is a messenger RNA of Radiomyces spectabilis, 339 nucleotides long. Its product is annotated as transcriptional activator of glycolytic enzymes-domain-containing protein. NCBI's taxonomy places the organism in Eukaryota, Fungi, Mucoromycota, Mucoromycetes, Mucorales, Radiomycetaceae. Gene Ontology annotation, biological process: positive regulation of ribosomal protein gene transcription by RNA polymerase II. The transcript has 2 exons. Bases 1 to 339 code for a protein of 112 amino acids. Gene Ontology annotation, molecular function: DNA-binding transcription factor activity, RNA polymerase II-specific; RNA polymerase II cis-regulatory region sequence-specific DNA binding. The record is from RefSeq and is a predicted model, not a curated record.
AUGAGCCGGUCUGUAACGACUGUAACAGACUUGUGGAGGAAAUGGUCAGUUGGUCUUGCUGCUAUUCGACAACUUGAAGAAAACCAUGGAGCCCGAUGGCGUUCAGGUGACAAGGGUAUUCAGAUGAGGUUUUUGCAUACUCGUCUCCGGAUUAUUCGCGCAGUCGAAGGCGUGGCAUCCGAAAGAGGGAUCACUGAAGUCGACGCUGCUGAUAUCCUGGAAAAUCGGCGAUCAACAAAUAAGCGGUCGUUGAAUAAGCUGUCCAAAAGCAUCAGAGCUCAACUCCCGUUGAGCAUGGUGGUUUUCUUCUUUCUCAGAGUGCGUUAUGCUCAUAGUUAG